This is a messenger RNA of Antrostomus carolinensis (chuck-will's-widow), 1342 nucleotides long. Its product is annotated as RCC1 and BTB domain-containing protein 2. The transcript has 9 exons. NCBI's taxonomy places the organism in Eukaryota, Metazoa, Chordata, Aves, Caprimulgiformes, Caprimulgidae. The record is from RefSeq and is a predicted model, not a curated record. Gene Ontology annotation, molecular function: protein binding. The annotation marks the transcript as partial.
AAGGAGAAGUGUAUACAUGGGGUCAUAAUGCUUAUAGUCAGUUGGGCAAUGGUACAACGAAUCAUGGUUUCGUUCCCUGUCAAGUCUCUACUAACUUGGUGAACAAGAAAGUCAUUGAAGUUGCCUGUGGCUCUCAUCAUUCUAUGGUAUUAACAUCUGAUGGAGAGGUAUACACAUGGGGUUAUAAUAACUCAGGCCAAGUUGGAUCUGGUUCAACAGCUAAUCAACCAAUUCCUCGAAGAGUUACCAGCUGCCUACAAAAUAAAAUAGUAGUUAAUAUAGCUUGUGGACAGAUGUGCUCUAUGGCUGUGGUGGAAAAUGGAGAGGUCUAUGUCUGGGGUUACAAUGGUAACGGCCAGCUUGGCCUGGGCAGCAGCGGCAAUCAGCCCACACCGUGCCGAAUCGCAGCUUUGCAAGGCAUUCGUGUACAGCGGGUUGCCUGUGGCUAUGCACAUACUUUAGUGCUAACAGAUGAAGGUCAGAUUUAUGCCUGGGGAGCCAAUUCAUAUGGCCAGUUAGGUACUGGGAAUAAAAGUAACCAGUCUUACCCUACAACAGUUGUUGUGGAUAAGGACAGAGUUAUAGAGAUUGCAGCCUGCCACUCUGCUCACACGUCGGCUGCCAAGACCCAGAGCGGCCAGGUGUACAUGUGGGGCCAAUGCCGUGGGCAGUCAGUGAUCCUUCCCCACCUCACUCACUUUGCCUGCACUGACGAUGUGUUUGCUUGCUUUGCUACCCCUGCCGUUAUGUGGCGUCUUCUGUCAGUAGAGCCUGAUGACCAUCUAACAGUAGCCCAGUCACUAAAGAAGGAAUUUGACAACCCUGAAACUGCAGACCUGAAGUUUCUAGUGGAUGGAAAAUACAUCCAUGUUCAUAAAGUUCUUCUCAAAAUUAGGUGUGAACAUUUUCGUUCCAUACUGAAUAAUGAUGAUGAAAUUAUAGAAAUGAGUGAAUUUUCUUAUCCUGUUUACCGAGCCUUCCUGGAAUACCUGUAUACAGACAACAUCAGGCUCCCUCCUGAAGAUGCAAUAGGACUGCUAGAUUUGGCAACACUCUAUAGAGAAAACAGAUUGAAAAAGCUUUGCCAGCAAACGAUCAAACAAGGCAUUUGUGAAGAGAAUGCCAUUGCUCUUCUUUCUGCUGCUGUCAAAUAUGAAGCUCAGGACUUGGAAGAAUUUUGCUUCAGGUUUUGCAUAAACCAUUUAACUGUUGUUACACAAACUCAAGGCUUUGCAGAAAUGGACCACGACCUCCUGAAAAACUUCAUUAGCAAAGCAAGCAGAGUGGGAGCAUUCCGAAACUGAGGCCUGACUACCACCAAGCUGAAGAGCACAUCCUCUUU